UCUCCUUCUAUAUAAAUGCAAUCCAUUUUCAUGUUAUAAACCAACCAUCACUCUAUCCCCUGAAGCUUCUAACUCUGCUACGAGUAAACCAAAACAACCUUCUCACAUGACAAAACUGAUGAUGGAUUCAGCCACCACAUUUUCACUGAAGCCACUCUUUCUUUUCUUCUUAAUCUAUUGUUCAUUAUUCAAUCAACUGAGCUUUGCUUUCACUUCUGAAGAGUACAAUGAGGCUCUUGAAAAAUCCAUUCUCUUCUUUGAAGGGCAAAGGUCUGGGAAAUUGCCUUCCGACCAGCGCCAAACAUGGAGGGGUGAUUCAGCAUUGUCCGAUGGCUCUUCCUAUCAUGUGGACCUAGUUGGUGGUUAUUAUGAUGCUGGGGACAAUGUUAAGUUUGGGCUCCCAAUGGCUUUUACCACAACCUUAUUAGCUUGGAGUGUCAUUGAAUUUGGAAGCUCAAUGCAAAACCAGAUUGAAAAUGCUAGAGCUGCUAUCCGGUGGAGCACGGAUUAUCUUCUUAAGGCAGCAACCACCACCCCAGAUACGUUAUAUGUUCAAGUAGGAGACCCAAACUUGGAUCACAAGUGUUGGGAAAGGCCUGAAGAUAUGGACACUCCGCGCAGCGUCUACAAGGUAUCAGCUAAAAAUCCAGGUUCAGAUGUAGCAGCAGAGACAGCAGCUGCAUUGGCAGCUUCUUCAAUAGUGUUCAGAGACUCAGACCCAAGCUAUUCCUCCAAAUUGCUUGAAGCAGCCAUCAAUGUAUUCAAUUUUGCAGACCGUUACAGGGGCUCUUACAGUGACUCUCUUAAUUCAGUUGUUUGUCCAUUCUACUGCUCUUACUCUGGAUACCAUGAUGAACUUCUUUGGGGUGCAUCAUGGAUUUAUAAAGCCUCUGGAAUCAACUCGUACUUGCAAUUUAUACAUUCCAAUGGGCACACAUUAGGUGCUGAUGAUGAUGUUUACUCAUUCAGUUGGGAUGAUAAACGAGCUGGAACGAAAAUCCUGCUUUCGAAGGAAUUCUUGGAGAAAAAUUCUGAAGAGUUUGAAUUGUAUAAGGCACAUGCUGAUAAUUACAUAUGCUCGCUAAUGCCGGGAAUUCCUGGUUAUCAGGCUCAAUACACCCCAGGGGGUCUUCUAUACAAAGGUAGUGAGAGCAAUUUGCAGUAUGUCACAACAACAGCCUUCCUUCUCUUAACAUACGCCAACUAUCUCAACUCAAAUGGAGGCACCCCCGUCUCAUGCGGUACUUCAAGAGUCACAGAACAGAACCUGAUCUCACUCGCCAAAACUCAAGUGGAUUAUAUUUUAGGCAACAACCCAAGAAAGAUGUCUUACAUGGUGGAUUUCGGUGAGAAUUACCCAAAGCACGUCCAUCACAGGGGUUCCUCACUGCCUUCCAAACACACGCAGCCACAACACAUUUCAUGUAACGAUGGGUUUCAGUAUCUGAGCUCAGGCUCAGCCAAUCCGAAUACCCUGGUUGGAGCCAUUGUUGGUGGUCCUGAUAGUCAUGACAGUUUCUCUGAUGAUCGAAAUAACUACCAACAGUCUGAGCCUGCGACGUAUAUUAAUGCUCCGUUUGUUGGGGCUGUUGCUUUUUUCGCUGGGAAAAGCUAUGUUUAGUUCAAAGAAUGUGACUAUGUUUAGUUUAGUUUAAUUAGGUCCAAGUUACUUUAAGCAAAGUGUCAAAAAAAAGUUACUUUAAGGCUUAAGCAAUGUACUAGUUUCCAUCAAGGGGCAUAUGGUUGGUUAGUGAAGAAUUGGUUCCUCUCUGUCACGCCCAACGGUGUGCGUGUAAUACUUCCAUGUGUAAUUCAUUUGUUAAAUUAAUUUGGAAGUUUCUAUA
Lotus japonicus is the source of this 1844-nucleotide messenger RNA. RefSeq names its product endoglucanase 1-like. NCBI's taxonomy places the organism in Eukaryota, Viridiplantae, Streptophyta, Magnoliopsida, Fabales, Fabaceae. Gene Ontology annotation, molecular function: hydrolase activity, hydrolyzing O-glycosyl compounds. The record is from RefSeq and is a predicted model, not a curated record. The transcript has 7 exons. Bases 107 to 1621 code for a protein of 504 amino acids. Gene Ontology annotation, biological process: carbohydrate metabolic process.